Anguilla anguilla (European eel) is the source of this 1727-nucleotide messenger RNA. It is a transcript of the gene lix1l, whose product is annotated as limb and CNS expressed 1 like. Bases 1 to 1071 code for a protein of 356 amino acids. Gene Ontology annotation, cellular component: cytoplasm. Gene Ontology annotation, biological process: autophagosome maturation. Lineage: Eukaryota; Metazoa; Chordata; Actinopteri; Anguilliformes; Anguillidae. The transcript has 6 exons. The record is from RefSeq and is a predicted model, not a curated record.
AUGGAGUCCAUACGCCCACAACGUCUUCAGCCUGGCAUCGGAUUUGGAGCCGGAUCGACUGGGACGCUUCGGUCUUCUCUCCGACCGGGGGUUACCGUCCCCACCGCUCCGCCGCAGCCGCCGUCGGCCUGUCUGUCCGCCUCGUCGGGGCCGCCGCCGCCCCCGCCGCCGCUUCAGCUGCACAGCCUCGGGGUCGGCGUGAUGGGAAACGCCGGGAUGGGGACCGCAGGGAUGGCCGGGCUCGGGCUGUGCAAUCCGGGGAAUCCGACUGUGCUGCGCGAGGCGGUGGAGGCUGUCGUGAGGAGCUUCGCGAAGCAUACCCAGGGAUAUGGCAGAGUGAACGUGGUGGAGGCGCUGCAGGAGUUCUGGCAGAUGAAACAGUCCCGGGGGGCGGACCUUCGAAACGGCGCGCUGGUGGUGUACGAGAUGGUGCCCUCCAACAACCCCCCCUACGUCUGCUACGUCAGCCUGCCCGGGGGCAGCUGCUUCGGGAGCUUCCAGUUCUGCCCCACAAAGGCAGAGGCGAGGCGGAGCGCGGCCAAAAUCGCCCUGAUGAACUCGGUCUUCAACGAGCACCCGUCCCGCCGCAUCACCGACGAGUUCAUCGAGAAGAGCGUGAGCGAGGCGCUGGCCUCCUUCAACGGGAACAGAGAGGAGGCGGAUAACCCUAGCACAGGGAUCGGGGCAUUCCGCUUCAUGCUGGAGUCCAAUAAGGGGAAAUCCAUGCUGGAGUUUCAGGAGCUGAUGACGGUCUUCCAGCUGCUGCACUGGAACGGCAGCCUGAAGGCGAUGAGGGAACGCCAGUGCUCCCGCCAGGAAGUCCUGGCUCACUACUCGCACCGGGCGCUGGACGACGACAUGCGCACCCAGAUGGCGGCCGAUUGGGUGAACCGGGAGCAGGGCGUGGCCGGGACCAUCUCGCGGGAGCUGGCGGCGACCGAGCGGGAGCUGGAGCAGGCCAGGAUGGCGGGAAGGGAGCUCCGCUUCCACAAGGAGAAGAAGGACAUCCUGAUGCUGGCCGUGGGGCAGCUGGGGAACGCCAACGCCGCCACCCUGCCCUCCAGCUGCUAGGCCCGCGGUGGGGGUGGGGGUGGGGGGCGGAGCUAAGGGAGGGUGGGCAGCGGCUGUGGGAGGAGCCUCGCACUGGCUCCGCCCUCAAUUCACGAUUGUACGGGACAUCGCUGCAGCGAUUAAGCCGAUCCACAACACCAGAGGUCAUGCUUAAAAAAACGACCGUCACAGGGUUCGCUAGUGUCUGAAAACCUAAAGAAAAAAGAACAAAAAUGUAUGUGUUAUUUUGCUUCUUUAAAAAAUGAAAAAAAAAAGAAUUCUGACCUUUCAGAUCCACUGACUGUACGUCUUUUUGGGUUCUAUGGAGGUUCCCGCCUGUGUGGAAAAUGGGCUGAUGGGAAGGCGUGUAAAAGCUUAUCUCAAAUGCUGUAUCUCUCAAAUGCUGUGUUCUGUCUCAGAAUUAAAUGCCUGCCUUAGAUCUAAAGGGAUCCAGACUUAACCGCACCAAACUCAGGUGGGCGUCACAGAGACUAGCCACGCCCCCUUUUUUUUCUCUCAGCAGGGUACAGGAAGUGCUGUGUUAAUUCGGGUGGAAUUAAUGCAGCUCAAUGCCUUUCAUUUUUUUUAAAACACCCACCAGGAACCUCCAGCAGGUCUGACUGCCUGCCUGCCUCUGCAUUUUCCUGCCCCCCCUCCCUACCCCCCUCCCCCCCCCC